UUAUUGGGCUGCCAAACAACACUUGGGCCAUUGCAUUGGAAACGAAAAGCGCAACGUUUUAUCACUUCGACAGAGACGCCUCUGCAGAAAGCGAAUCUGUUCCGAUAAUCAUUAAUCCACCGCCAUAAAAUCCCAAAAAUUCGAACAAACGAAUCAGAGAUUGAGCAAAACUCGAAAGAAGAAAUGGCGAGUCGUUUAAUUCUUAAAAAUCUCUCAAAACGACAUCUAUUUUGCUCCAGCUUCGCUUCUCGAUCAGCAAGUACUUUGGUCUUAGCCGAGCAUGAAGGUGGCUCGAUCAAGGCUCCAUCGUUGAGCGCGGUGGUGGCUGCCAACUCUAUUAGCCAAGACAAUUCUGUUUCCAUCCUAUUGGCUGGCUCCGGUUCUUCCCUUCAACAAGCCGCCCAGAUGGCUGCCACGUGUCACCCUUCUGUUUCUCAGGUUCUUGUAGCUGAUUCAGAUAAAUUUGCAUACCCUUUGGCUGAGCCUUGGGCCAAGUUAGUCCAAUUGGUUCAACAAAAAGGAGGCUACUCUCAUGUAGUUGCUACUUCAGGUUCAUUUGGGAAGAACAUAUUACCUCGUGCCGCUGCCCUUUUGGACGUUUCUCCAGUUACUGAUGUUGUUGAAAUUAAUGGACCUCAGCAAUUUGUCAGGCCAAUUUAUGCCGGAAAUGCCCUUUGUACAGUUCGAUACACCGGUGCCAGCCCUUGUAUGCUGACAGUUAGAUCCACCUCUUUUCCAGUGCCUCCGAUCUCGGUUGAUUCAAAAUCUGAUGGGGCUCCUAUUUCUCAGGUUGAUCUCUCAACCUUAGAUGAAGAUUCUAUUGGUAGAUCUAGAUACAUAAAGCUAUCAUCAGAGGAUACAGAUCGCCCUGAUUUGGGUAGUGCACGCAUUGUGGUUACUGGUGGGAGAGCUUUGAAAAGUGCUGAGAACUUCAAAAUGAUAGAGAAGCUAGCGGAGAAACUUGGUGCAGCUGUUGGUGCUACCCGUGCUGCAGUUGAUGCUGGUUUUGUGCCCAAUGAACUUCAGGUUGGUCAAACCGGGAAAAUUGUGGCCCCAGAACUAUACAUGGCAUUUGGUGUUUCAGGAGCCAUUCAACACUUAGCAGGCAUGAAAGACUCUAAGGUUAUUGUUGCUGUUAACAAAGAUGCAGAUGCACCCAUUUUCCAGGUAGCUGAUUAUGGACUCGUUGGUGAUCUUUUUGAAGUGAUACCAGAGUUGUUAGAGAAACUUCCUGAGAAAAAGGGUUGAACAAGCAAUAACAUGAAAGGAUGAGGCGGCUCGGGCUGGUUGCUUUGCCUUUAGAUGAAGCAAUAAUCUUAUUGCUUUCAAGUAAAACCGUGGAAAUUGCAACACCAACCAUCUAUUUCUUCAGAUAAUUAAGAUUGAAAGGUGAGGACAUCUGAACAUACAAUUAUGAUUGUCGAUCAACACAAAUAUAUGACCUCCGAACAUGAAUUACUACCUAUUGGCUACUCCAAAAGUUUCUAUGUUUGAUAGGGAAGAUGAAAAAGAAGAAAAAAAAAGAGAAUUUUUAAUCUGCUAGUUGAGAUUUAUAAUAAUACGUAUUAUUUUAUAGCUUAAUUUUUAGAUUAAUUUUUUUUUCUUCCUUUCCUCUUUUCAUCCACUCUACAGAACGGAGUCAUGUUUGUAGGGAGAAAAGAAAGGGUUGUUGGAGAUACAUAGUCGUUCAAAAGGAUCAUAUAUAAGAAUAAAGUAAUAUCUUUUCGCGUUUGUUUACCGA
Messenger RNA from Durio zibethinus, 1741 nucleotides. The record is from RefSeq and is a predicted model, not a curated record. Lineage: Eukaryota; Viridiplantae; Streptophyta; Magnoliopsida; Malvales; Malvaceae.